AUUAUUUCUAGCAAACUAUUUAGUUUGAAGCAAACGAAACAUUAUCUACUCGAUUAGUUACUAAAGAAAUCUUACACGGAUCAUAUCGCAAAGUAAAUGAGUGGAAAAUGUCCAGUGCGGAAUUCUGUGGUUACCGCUCCCCACUGAGCACCCGAUAUGCCAGUAGCGAAAUGCAAUAUUUGUUUAGCGAACAAAACAAAUUUUCCACAUGGAGAAAAUUAUGGGUAAUUCUGGCAAAGGCACAAAAAGAAUUAGGACUCGAAAUCUGCGAUGCUCAGCUUACCGAAAUGGAGGCCCAUAUAGAAGACAUCGAUUUCAUGGCAGCAGCUGAGGAGGAAAAGCUCACUCGGCACGAUGUGAUGGCCCACGUGCAUGUGUUUGCCAAGCAAUGUCCGAUGGCUGCCCCCAUUAUUCACCUCGGAGCUACUUCCUGUUACGUUGGUGACAACACCGAUUUGUUAAUUUUGAAAUCUGGCUUGCAGCUUCUACUGCCAAGAAUUGUAGGGGUGAUCAAAAAAUUGUCAGAAUUUGCAGUCGAGUAUCGAGAACUUCCUACGUUAGGCUUUACUCAUCUUCAACCGGCUCAAUUGACAACAGUUGGGAAGCGCUGCACUCUUUGGAUUCAGGAUCUUUUAAUGGACGAGCACGCCUUGAGAAAUUGCUUGGAAAAUCUACGCUUCCGUGGUGUUAAAGGGACGACUGGAACUCAAGCAUCAUUCUUGCAGCUGUUUGCUGGAGAUGGAGAAAAAGUUAAACUCUUGGAUAAGAAAGUCACUAACUUGGCUGGAUUCGAACGAUAUUAUGCAGUCACUGGGCAGACUUACUCAAGAAAAGUGGAUCUGGAAAUUGUAUCAGCUCUGUCAAACCUUGGAGCUACGAUUCAUAAAAUGUGUUCGGACUUACGUUUGCUGGCAUCUCGGAAAGAAAUUGAAGAACCAUUUGAGCAAACUCAAAUCGGUAGCUCAGCUAUGGCUUACAAACGCAACCCGAUGCGAUCAGAGCGAUGCUGCGCCAUUUCCAGACAUUUGAUUACUUUACACGCCAAUGCUGCCAAUACACUAGCCGUACAGUGGCUCGAACGUACGCUGGAUGACUCGGCUAAUCGUCGUUUAACGCUGUCUGAAGCGUUCCUAUCAGCAGAUGCUUGUCUGCUGACCUUGCUAAAUAUCUCGCAAGGCUUGGUAGUGUAUCCCAAGGUAAUCGAACGCAAUAUUGCCCAUGAAUUACCGUUCAUGUCGACUGAGAAUAUAAUUAUGGCUAUGGUGAAGGCAGGUGGAGACCGACAGGUGUGCCACGAAAAGAUUCGCGUUCUGUCUCAUGAAGCCGGAGCACAGGUUAAGCAACAUGGCAAGGAUAACGACCUGGUGGAACGUAUCAAAGCCGAUACCUAUUUUACGCCUAUUUUGAGUGCUUUGGACACAAUUUUAGAUCCCAAAACAUUUACCGGUCGUGCUGCUGAUCAAGUGAUUGAGUUCGUCCGGGAAGAAGUGGAUCCGGUGCUGCAAAAAUAUGGCAACAACAUCGAGUCCAAAACGGUGGGGUUAACUAUUUAGGAGCUAAAUUUUAGAUCGCUCGAUUUAGUUUCUGUAUUUGAUAUGUUGAAUGUUAAAUAUAAAAUAUGUACAGAGUUAAAUAGAAGUUUUAAACUAUAGUAAAUGUUUGCAUUUCUCUGAUACCCUUUUAUUUC
Sabethes cyaneus is the source of this 1687-nucleotide messenger RNA. RefSeq names its product adenylosuccinate lyase-like. Gene Ontology annotation, biological process: 'de novo' AMP biosynthetic process. Gene Ontology annotation, molecular function: N6-(1,2-dicarboxyethyl)AMP AMP-lyase (fumarate-forming) activity; (S)-2-(5-amino-1-(5-phospho-D-ribosyl)imidazole-4-carboxamido) succinate lyase (fumarate-forming) activity. NCBI's taxonomy places the organism in Eukaryota, Metazoa, Arthropoda, Insecta, Diptera, Culicidae. The transcript is spliced from 2 exons. The record is from RefSeq and is a predicted model, not a curated record. Gene Ontology annotation, cellular component: cytosol. The coding region runs from base 108 to 1553 and encodes 481 amino acids.